AAUAGUUUAUUAAUAUGUGCAUUUAUGACAUGCGUUGGCAUGACAUUUCUGAUUUUGGCUUGUGCCGUGCCUCAACAAAAGAUUUUCUAUCCGUUCUUUGUGCUGCUGUUCUAUGUGUUAUCCGUGAUACCCAUUGUCAUAGCCAAACGACUGAAUCCCGGCGCUGAAACAAAUCCCAAAACAGAAUUUGCUUUAUUCCUUACCGCGGGUAUGGUACUUAGCGCCUUUGCAUUGCCCAUUGUUUUGGCACACACCGGAGUGAUCACCUGGCUGGGCUGCAUAUUGACAUUGGUCAGUAAUGUCAUUAACUAUUUAACCAUAUUCGGUUAUGUUAUGCGAGAAAAUGAAUUUGAUGCUCCGUAUGGUGGUAUGUUCUAAAUAUGUAUAUGUCGACAAAGAGGAGUUU
This is a messenger RNA of Musca vetustissima, 406 nucleotides long. Its product is annotated as leptin receptor gene-related protein. Gene Ontology annotation, cellular component: endosome. The coding region runs from base 25 to 378 and encodes 117 amino acids. The record is from RefSeq and is a predicted model, not a curated record. Gene Ontology annotation, biological process: late endosome to vacuole transport via multivesicular body sorting pathway. The transcript is spliced from 2 exons. NCBI's taxonomy places the organism in Eukaryota, Metazoa, Arthropoda, Insecta, Diptera, Muscidae.